UUAUAUUUUAUUAUCACAAUCUAAGAAUAUGUGAAAUAUUCAAGAUUAGUACAAGUUGAAAUUGGUACUUUAAACUCACAAAUGAAAAAAAGUAAAUAAUCAAAUAAAAAGUCGAUCAAAAUUCAAUGCAAUAGCAGCAAUUAUUUUUUGCAAAUAUCUCGAAAAUUGUGGACGAUCAAAAAUUCAAAAGGAUUAUUACACAUCGAUAAGUUGAUCAAAUUUAUCAUUCUUCACAAACAUUCCUACCUGUUGCAUCACACUUGAAGUAUCAGGAACCAAAAGUUCGAUUCAUUUCGUGUCGAUUUGAAAGAAGGUCUCAGAAAAUCAGCUUAUUCUGCUAUAUAUGAUCGUUGCACUAACAUUUCAAAGGAUUGGAUAUAUUGGAACGUAAGUUGCUUCAAUAUAUAAUAAUCAAUAAAUAAUAUAAUUUUUUGUACUUUCUUCAAGCAAUUAAGAAAAUGCAAUUAAUUAUUACGAUUCUGUGCACUAUUAUUUUUCACAUAGACUCUAAUCUUGAUAUUAAGUCUUUAAUCAACCGAGUCAACAAUUUUUGACGAAAUAUCUUAUGCCUUUAAAAUUUUACGAUUAUCUCUUUUCUAUUGCACAUUUUAUUUAUUAUACACAUAGACACUCGCAAUUGAUAUUUCCAAACCCUAAAAAAAAAAGUUCUCUCUACUAUUUCAACGUUUUGCACACUAUACCAACUCAUAAAUAUCGUGAGAGUAAGCUCUUGAUUGAAUGUGUAUGUAACUACAUUUUCCACUACAUCACCUUUAUGAAUACCAGUCUUAUUACUUGAUAAUUGUUCUAUCCAUUUUUCAAAUACUGCAAGACGUGGCAAUAUGCAAUCAAUAAUUACAUAAUAUCUACAGUUAUUUAAUAAGUAAGAUAAUUACUACAUUGCAACUUACUAAUCGAUCCAUUAUUGUAACUUAAUUGUUAUCCUUGUAUAUGAUUUAUGAAAUUUCUUUUACCUAAAAGUCAAUUAAAUACAGAUAACGUAGACGCAAAUAUUCAGUUGUUUUCGAAGCAACCGAAUCCGAAUAGUAAUAUCGAAAUCAAUAAUCCUCGUAUUUCGUUCUAUUGCAUCGGUUAUACUUUAUUUCGAUUCAUUAGGUGAUUUAUAAUUUGUCGAAACAUGACAAAACAAGUGACACCGGAGAAAGCUAUCCAGAUUAUUUGGCUCAGCGUAGCUUCAACUUUUUGCUGGCCACUUUCUAUCAAUAGUAGCAAGACUCAAGUGUUUGUUUUCAGAGUUUUACAGAUAACCAGCAUAAUUAAUGCUUGUAUGCUGCUUCUGCCGUUGUUAUAUUCCGCCUAUCUGCAUUUUGAUGAUAUUAUUACUGUCUCUAAAUGCGCUGGAUUGGCGAUAGCUUUGACUCAAAUCAUUGUUCAAACUUCUAUAUGCUUCGUUAAAUACGACGUUUUACAACAUGUAAUCGAAGAAAUGAUAACUUAUGUGAAAGAAGCACAACAAUACGAAAGGAAAAUUAUUUGCAAGUACAUCAAGAAGUGUCAUAUAUUUUACGGAUGUUCUAUAGUAUGUGUAUAUCUGACUGCAAUUGCUUUCAUAAUAGGACCUGUAUUCUUGUCCACUUCCUUCCCAGCAGAUGCAGAAUAUCCGUUUCAAAUUAAUUAUACGCCAGUGAAAGUAAUCAUAUAUUUGCAACAGAGUUUAGUUGCCUUUCAAUGCACUGGCCAUGUAUGCAUAAGCAUAUUUGGCGCGCUUUUACUUUGGAUCACGGCCGCGAGAUUCGAAUGUUUGGCCGUGGAAUUGCAAAAAAUUACAAAUAUUAGUAUGCUGAUUGCUUGCGUUAAGAAGCAAUUACAUAUAAGAAGAUACGCAAAAAGAGUGGUGAAUAGUUUACGCUUUAUGAUAGUUUAUACUAUAGGAAUAAGCAUAGUUAUUCUGGUUCUAGAUGGUAUUAUAAUGAUAAUGAAGGCAUCGUUAAUUGUGAAAAUACAGUUCAUAGGUAUAAGUUUGACCGCACUUGUAGAAAUUUAUAUAUACACAUGGCCUGCUGAUCAUAUGAAAGACAUGAGUAUAGACGUUUCACAAAGUGCCUACAACGUAACAUGGUAUAAACAAACAUUGAAAAUGCAGAAGAAUCUGUUAAACGUGUUGGUAUAUCAGCAGCCAAUAAUCCUUUCUGUUAAUUGUAUAUUGUCAGAACUUUCGUUACGUUAUUAUUGCUCGUAUCUGUCCAAUGUUUUCUCUAUCUUCACAACUAUACGUGUCAUGGUAGAAGAUGAUCCAUGAUAAAUUUAAUAUUGUUUUAUUAUAUAAUUA
Molecule: messenger RNA, 2290 nt
Organism: Apis florea (little honeybee)
Lineage: Eukaryota; Metazoa; Arthropoda; Insecta; Hymenoptera; Apidae
Biological process (GO): sensory perception of smell; detection of chemical stimulus involved in sensory perception of smell
Cellular component (GO): plasma membrane
Molecular function (GO): olfactory receptor activity; odorant binding
Source: RefSeq, a predicted model, not a curated record